AUUAGAUUCAGUGUUUAUGCGCAUGCGCUUUUGCGUCUAUAAUUUCCUCUUUCCUGGAACGGAUUGUAAACUAACGUUACUGGAGUACAGUGAUAUUAGUUUUUAUCUCACAGUCUGUUGUUGCUCAUAAAGAGGAUUUCGAGUGUCUUUUAUGAGUAAUCAAAGGCAGCAGAAGCCUACGCUAACAGGCCAGCGUUUCAAAACCCGAAAAAGAGAUGAAAAGGAGAGAUUUGACCCUUCACAGUUUCAGGAAAGCAUCGUACAAGGUCUGAACCAAUCCGGCACUGAUUUGGAAGCUGUCGCAAAGUUCCUUGAUGCCUCUGGCGCCAAGCUUGAUUACCGACGCUAUGCUGAGGUUCUAUUCGACAUCCUGGUGGCUGGUGGAAUGCUGGAACCAGGGGGUACCAUGUCAGGUGAUGCGAUCUGCACUGAGUUCUGUCUCUUCAAAGCACAAGAGGACAUUGAGACUAUGAAGGCGUAUGCCCAGGUUUUUAACAAGCUCAUCAGGCGUUACAAAUACUUGGAGAAAGGGUUUGAGGAGGAAAUUAAAAAGCUGCUGCUGUUUCUCAAGGGCUUCACAGAGUCUGAGCGCAACAAGCUAGCCAUGCUAACAGGAAUUCUGCUGGCCAACGGCAAUCUCUCUGCGGCCAUUCUUAGCAGCCUCUUCAACGAGAACCUAGUCAAAGAAGGUGUUUCAGCGAGCUUUGCUGUAAAACUCUUCAAAUCCUGGCUUUCUGAAAAAGACAUCAGCUCUGUUUCUGCCAGUCUCCGAAAGGUUGGCAUGGACAGCAGGCUCAUGGAGCUGUUCCCUGCCAACAAGCGCAGUUGUGAGCACUUCUCAAAGUACUUCUCAGACGCCGGACUGAAGGAGCUUUCGGACUUUGCCAGAAACCAGCAGUCCAUAGGUGCCCGCAAGGAGCUGCAGAAAGAGCUUGAGGAGCAGAUGUCACGUGGGGACCCCCUCAAAGACAUCAUCGCCUACGUCGGAGAGGAAAUCAAGAAGAACAACAUCUCGGAGCAGACGAUGAUCGCACUAAUUUGGGCCAGUGUAAUGAGCUCCGUGGAGUGGAACAAGAAGGAGGAGCUGGUCACCGAACAAGCCAUCAAACUUUUAAAGCAAUACAGCCCACUGUUGAAGGCUUUCACCACCCAGGGCCUCUCUGAACUCACUCUCCUGCUGAGGAUCCAGGAGUACUGUUAUGACAACAUCCACUUCAUGAAGGCCUUCCAGAAAAUUGUUGUGCUGCUCUACAAAGCGAAUGUCUUGAGUGAGGAGGCAAUUCUGAAGUGGUACAAUGAAACCCACGUUGCCAAAGGAAAGAGCGUUUUCCUUGAACAGAUGAAGAAGUUUGUAGAAUGGCUCAAAAAUGCAGAGGAAGAGUCCGAGUCUGAGGAAGAGGAAGCAGACUGAGGACCUCUAGCUAAACCUACCAUCUUGAUUUGUAUUUUUACAUCAACAUAGCACCAGGUGCAGUAGAAGGACUUACAGAAGUCUGUCUGUAUUUAGAUGUUUCCUUCUCUAUUCCCUACUUCCUAAUAUAUAGUUCAACUGUAAAGUAAGGGCUUUAAUAUUCUUUUAAUUAUCAACAUGUUUUUCAUUGUUUCAAUACUUGUGCUCUUUACUCCCUCAGGAGCCGGUCACAGUGCUAAAUAGAUUGAAACCCCUUUCAUGUAAAAAGGGGGCUUUUUUGGACAGAUUGUUUCCUUUAAAAUGUGCCAGUUUGUAGGCAUAUUUUACAGCUAUUGCAUUUAGUCAUGGCACUCUUAUUUGCCAGAGGUCCAUCUGUUUAGCCAUGAUAUCUUGGUCCUCUCAAAGGCAAACAGUUUUUUGUAACUUCAUUAUACAGUUCUGCCAAUUAUGUGACAACUUGGAAUUGUUUGCCAGUUUUUAGAUUCCGUCUCCGUUAUUGGUGAUGGAGAUGUGCCAUUUCAAACAUGCAAUGCCCCAUAAAAUGAACUUUAAUUGUUCUCUAUAUCGUGUGUAACAGAACCAUGCAAGCAUUGUAUUUUUUUUCCCCUUUACCAUACAGUUUAAAAUAAAGGGAAAUUAAUGGUUUUUA
This is a messenger RNA of Perca flavescens (yellow perch), 2060 nucleotides long. Its product is annotated as basic leucine zipper and W2 domain-containing protein 1-A. Gene Ontology annotation, molecular function: protein binding. The record is from RefSeq and is a predicted model, not a curated record. The coding region runs from base 152 to 1411 and encodes 419 amino acids. Gene Ontology annotation, cellular component: cytoplasm; membrane. The transcript has 12 exons. NCBI's taxonomy places the organism in Eukaryota, Metazoa, Chordata, Actinopteri, Perciformes, Percidae.